GCAUACGUUUUUGCUGUUAGAAUAUUUAUAAACGUCAAGAGGAUUGUGGAAAGUCCUUAGCCUUUGGAAACAAGAAAUUUUUUUUUUGGUGUUCAGACUUCCACAGGAGAUGAAGAGUAUUAAAACAUUCGUAUAAUGUUGAAAUAUUUGUUUUGUUAAAUGAAAACUGUUACAAGUGAAUGUUUGAUGAUGUCAAAGCGAAGCAAAACCACUCGGGUGGACGCAGGAAGAAGCGUUGCUGAGGCAAUGAAACAGGUGGAAAGAGCCAUGAGACAUGUGAAGAUUGCUACUGGUGGAAUUGAGAACUUUGAUUUUGGAGAUGGUGCAAUGGGUUCCACUUCUGAAGACAGUCGAGACAGCUCAAAGGGCACAGAGGCAAGAAUAAAUAAAGAUGGGUCAAUCAAAGUAGAGAAAGGCUUCCUUGGAAAGAAAACUUCUAUCCACAUACAUAGUUCCAAAAAUGUUCAGAUUGGAGACAAUAAUGUGAUGGUGAUAAAUCAAACAUCCAAGCCACGAAAAGGAAGGCAGAGAGAUGACUCAAGUUCAGAUUCUGAUGAUUCUGAGGAUGAUAUAGUCAAACCAACAAAGGCAGCUCCACAAAUCUCCGACAUCUGUCAGACAAUACUAACUUCCAGCAGACUGGUGAAUGACCAGGAUGUACGGAGAGCCACCACUCUGAUAGGAAAGUCCUGGAGGAGAGUAGGUCGAGAACUCAGGCUUAGAGAAGCAGACAUGGAGCAGAUUUAUGCACAGCAUUUCCGGGAGGAAGGCAUUCAAGGGGUGGCCCAUCAUAUGUUUACCAAAUGGAGACAGUCAAGUGAUAAACAAGCAACGAUAGGAGUUCUGACCUCAGCCCUUGUAAAGGUCACACCUGCUGUAGACAUUCAAGUGAACUUUGAACCAUGAUUAAUUCCGUUUUCAUGCAGUGAUAUUUUUAAACUAUAAAAGACUAUCAUUAGUUAAAGGGGCAUGGUCACGAUUUUGGUCAAAAAUCAUUUUUCAGAUUUUUAUGUUUGCAAUGUUUCAUCACGGCAUUUUAAAUAGGCAACCAAAAUUUGAGUAUCAUUCGUUGAGUUUUAAGCGAUUUACAGAGCUUACAAUUCUUUGCUUUGUAAACAAAACUUUUGUUUACAUUUUGAAUGUUAAACUUAAAAUUCCAGUUGUAGACCUAAAAUGAAUGUGUUAAGCAUUAAAAACUGUUUAUUAAUGCUUAAAAGGAAUAAGAAGAUAGACAAAUCUGCUUUAAAAAGAAUUUUACUGGCCCGAACCUUGUUUACAUGAGAAAGAGUUGUAAGCCUUGUAUCUUGCACAUAACUCUACAACUGACUCUCAAACCUCACUUGAUCAUUAGAAAUACAUUCCUAAAGCAUUGUGAAUAAUAAAAAUAUUAAAAUUAAAUUUGACCAAAAUCGUGACCAUGCCCCUUUAAUUGGGAGCAUCUAUUUUAUUGAAAAUGCCUGAUUGACAAGUGUUUCCCCACACUGGUAGAAAUGGGACUUAGAUAAUAAAAGUAAAUAUAUGGGAAGCACCUUGCUGUGUUAAUGCCAGUUACUUCAUUAAAAGAAUCACGUUUUUACAAAAAUAUUAUCAAACCUUUUUCUUCAGAAUCAUCAACUUCACAUUCAGGUUGCCAUUGGCAAGAGAUUUGUGAGAAAGCCCUCUGAAAUGCAGACAUUAUGUUUUAUGACAAUUCUUUGUUUUUUCAUUAACUCUAUGAAACAUGUUGAAGUAACACAGAUGGAACUUAAUUUGAAUAAAAGCCAUCAGUAAGUUAUUUGGGAGGGGGUUUAUUGUUGAAUCACAGAUGAUAACAUUUAUAUAUAAAAAAGAAAGAAUUUAGCAAAUACUAGUACAUUUGUAAGUGAAAACAAAUGUAAAAGAUUAUUAAAAUGGUUGAUUAACUUUCAAUGUAAAUAAUGUUGUGUAAAUAUUGAAUGUAUGUAUGUAUCACUACCCUGGCUCUCCAAAUAAAGGAAAGUCAUUUGGGCUGUCUCCCUUUUCUUUGCCAAUUAAAUGAUUUUGAUUUGAAUAAA
Molecule: messenger RNA, 2033 nt
Organism: Magallana angulata
Lineage: Eukaryota; Metazoa; Mollusca; Bivalvia; Ostreida; Ostreidae
Exons: 6
Coding region: 160-906 (248 amino acids)
Biological process (GO): signal transduction
Molecular function (GO): protein binding
Source: RefSeq, a predicted model, not a curated record